Messenger RNA from Helicoverpa zea (corn earworm), 1066 nucleotides. RefSeq names its product putative peptidyl-prolyl cis-trans isomerase dodo (gene COMMD4). Bases 176 to 742 code for a protein of 188 amino acids. The transcript is spliced from 6 exons. Gene Ontology annotation, cellular component: nucleus; cytosol. Gene Ontology annotation, molecular function: protein binding; peptidyl-prolyl cis-trans isomerase activity. Lineage: Eukaryota; Metazoa; Arthropoda; Insecta; Lepidoptera; Noctuidae. The record is from RefSeq and is a predicted model, not a curated record.
CCAAAUCGGCGUCCUGUCAAAACUGUCAAACGAUAGAAAGCGCCGUCAUAAACUUGAAAACUGUUAAUUGUUAUUGUUUUAUACUCACUUUCACUAUAAACCGUCGGUUUUCUCAUUGUUUGUUCUUCAAUAAACGUGUGGUGAAUAUUUCAGGGACUGGUGAUUUGAAGAUACUAUGAAGUUUAAGUUCUGCUCGGAAGGCGACUGCCCGCUGUGGGCGCUGGCAGCGCUGCACGCGCUGUCCAGCUUGCCAGCGGCUUUGUUCCGCACGCUGCUGCAGCAUGUCAUGGAGGAACAGCCGGACGAUGGCAUCAUGGAGAUUCUGAAAGAUACAAGUUUAUCCUCUCGCGACGAAUGCGCGCGCGCCGCUGCCGUCAUCCGCUGGGUGGUAGCACAGACCUGUGCCUGCGCGUGCACGGGUGCGCAACUUAUGCGCGAUCUCCUCGUGUUGGGAGUGCCAAGGAGUCAUGCCAGUGCUCUAGCUGACGCUGUGGAUAACUAUAGGCCGGAACAUGCGGCUCAUGUGCAGGCUAAUGGGUUUAUGAUAAACAAACUGACUGACGUGUCAGUGGCCCCAGGACCUGAAGGUACAGUGGACACCUUCACCCUGACGAUGCACAGCGACGACGUAUUCACCGGAGAACAGAAGAAGAAAGAACUCCUCAUUGAGAAGAGUCAGGCACAAACCCUUCUGGAUGAACUCAAGAAGGCCUAUAAGAAGAUGGAAGAAAUUGAGGAAUAGGGCCUGAAUGUUGGUAUGAUUUUUUUUCUACCAUGUGUUGAUGUGGACGCGAAAUUAAUGUUGGAUGCCAAACAAAUUAUAAUGCCAUAAAAUAUCUACUUUAUUAUUUUAUAUAGUGGUUUAGUAAAAAUCCUAGUUUUAUAUUAUACAAUGCCUUGCUUUGUAUUUUAAUGAGCUCUGCUCUUUACUUUUUAACAUUCCAUGUUUAAGGCUUCUCGUAUUGUAUUUUCUUAUAAAUUAUCGUUUUACGGUAAGUAACUAUAGUUUCAAAUGUAAGAUACCUAUGUACGAAACUCGUAUUUUAAAAUAUAUUCCUAAUGAAUA